This is a messenger RNA of Haemonchus placei, 1323 nucleotides long. NCBI's taxonomy places the organism in Eukaryota, Metazoa, Nematoda, Chromadorea, Rhabditida, Trichostrongylidae. The record is from the annotation of a GenBank genome assembly.
AUGGAGGGUCUUAUGAGGAACCCUUUGAUGACGAGGAGUUCAGUGACUAUGAAGAAGACGAUGAGAAACAAGAAAGGCAUCGUAGUCGUAGCCGAAAGCAUGACAGAAAGCACCAUCAUCACAGUUCUAAAAAGCAUCGCCGUCACCGCAAAAGGUCUCGUUCAAGAAGUCGAACUCGAAGCCGUGAGCGAAAAUCUGGCAGAGUACACAUCAAUCCUAACUUUACGUAUAAAUUUGGGACCAACGGCGUCAUCAUUGCUAGAAACCAACAAUAUUCUCGAGGCUGAAGUGGUUCGUCUGCGUAAUGAGUUAGGCUGUACAAGUAUACGUAUUAGAGCGCUUGAAAAUGAACUUAGCAAUGGUGCAGUUCUUCGUGGAAAUCUAGAGCAAGAAUUGUCGAUAUCUCGACUCAAUUAUCAGAAACUUCAGCAGACUUCAACGAAGAACACUCAGAUAAUUUCCUCUCUCAAGAGCGACAUCGUAUCGAUGCGCAAAGAGAAAGAAGGAGUUGUAGAGAAGCUGAAGCAGACGGAAAUGCAAUUGUCGGCACAUACUGAACAGGUGGCCUUUCUGACAAAAAGAAAUGAAGUGUUGGGAAAGAAAUGCGAGGAGUUGGUGGACAAGAAUCGUAUUUGUAGGGAAGAGAGAGAUGAUGCCUUACAACUUGCAACUUCGAUGAAGAGAGAAGUAGAGAACAUUCAGUCAACCUUAGACCUUAGAUUAGCGGAAUACAAAAGAUUGGAUGGAGACCUAGCCACAGCUCGUGAUAAGGAGCGUCUGUGGAAAAUAGAGAAAUUGGAACUGGAGAGGAAAUUAGCUGCAAAAGAUUCAUCAAUAGCCGCUGAGCGGAAACGCAUGGAAGAACAGCGAAAACGUGACAAAGCUCAAUUGACUGAAAUGGAGAAGAAGCUGAAAUGCGAACAACCUGGGUGGGAAUCACAACUAGGAGUGGAAGCCGUCUUUCGUGCUAUUGAGGCGAUCAAGAAUGAAUUUUCCGGGCAGAUAGAGCAUCUUACAGAGCAGGUGAUUCCAUUGAAAGAGAAAAGUAGUUCGAUAGCUGCAUAUCAAUUGGCAUCCAGUCACCCUCCCCGUAUACAUAGCGCACCUCCGUUAUCAGAUGUACAUAUCCCUCUAUCGUCUUCGUUGUCUUGUCCAGAUGCACGGUACUUACCAGCUGAAUGCGUGCCAGUGAAAUCGCCAAAGGUUGAGGUUGAUAGUUUCACGGAACAAGAAUUGAUAGGCGGUGACGAUGAUGUAGAGUUGUCGGAUAGCACACUCAUACAAAUUGAUGAGGAAGUGCUUUUGAGCGAUUCACCGCACUGA